This is a messenger RNA of Uncinocarpus reesii 1704, 1992 nucleotides long. RefSeq lists its product as uncharacterized. Bases 1 to 1992 code for a protein of 663 amino acids. The transcript has a single exon. Gene Ontology annotation, molecular function: protein binding. The record is from RefSeq and is a predicted model, not a curated record. Lineage: Eukaryota; Fungi; Ascomycota; Eurotiomycetes; Onygenales; Onygenaceae.
AUGAGAACGCCAUCGAAGCUCUUCAGACCGGUCUCCACGGUCUCACGAACUCCCUCGUCGCGAAAACGGAGCGCUAAUAGUGGAAAAUGGGCGCCAACUACAUCACGAACAGCAGCAUCACUUCACGGAUUCGCGGUACCCCAGCCCAACUCGAACAUUUCGGCUAGUGAGCCUUUUGCGGGCGAGGAUACAAGGAGCCCGCCGGCCCCUCGCAACUUGGAACAAGGCAGUGCUGCGCAUUCUAUCAACGUCCAAGCGAUCCUUGAAGAAGCACAGCCAGGGAGAAUAUUGGCUGCGUUGAAAAGCUCAGCCGAGUUGCAAAAUGCAAUACAGGAGGUACCAGCUGCUACCUAUGUCGAGCUUCUACGGUUACUUUCUCCUGCAUAUUUCAUUGAGCCGUACAAGGAACUGCACGCUCAUCUUCACCCCCUGACCGCACAUCUCAAUCGGAUCCUCCCUUUAACUAUUCGCAUGGCCCAGUUUGCGGAACAACUUGAUGCUAUCGUUAAACUGCGACGUCGCGCGGGCCACCGUUUGGGACUCGCCGAAUAUACCCAACUUCUGUCAUGCUCUGCGUCGAUGGGAUACGGACAGAUGGCCAGUUUUCUUUGGACGGAAAUGGGCGAAGACGGAAUCGAACCUACCGUUGAGUGCUAUAAUUAUCUCAUGGAAGCUAAAGUAUGGGAUCGUGCCUACAUUGCGAAAGAAAAUCAUAGGGUACGGUCUACGCAAUGGAUAUAUGACAAGCGGAGGCGAUAUCCCCGUAACCCCGGCUACCGUGGGUAUAGAACAGGUAAAGAUGGAGUACGAGAUCAGGUCCACCAACUGUUUCGUGCAAUGGUGGCGAGUGGGUUGAUUCCUAACGAAGCUACCUUUAUCAAUGUUAUGACCGCAGCGAGUCGGGAAUGGGACAUGAAAACUGUCAAGACCACGCUACAAACCGUCUGGGGUAUCGACGUUGACCUACUUGAAAACGACCCGGGUAGCCAUCCACCAGUAUCUAUUUACGCUACCUCAUCCCCUCUUCACCCUACACCCCGACUUCUUCACGCCGUUGCUCACAUUUUCGGGUCGAAUAAUGACUUCUCAAUGGCUUUGAAGCUAGUGGACUUUGUCUCCCAAAGUUACAACAUUCCAAUCCCGCAGCGCGUGUGGCAAGAAUUGCUUGAAUGGUCAUUUGUGCUCUCGCUUGAGAGAUUUGGGGAUUCCGGCGAUAGCAUGGUUGGCAAGAUCCCGCGGAACUCGCCAGUCAAAGUUUUCGAAGUCCUCACAUCAUCACCCUACAAUGCCUCUCCAAACUUCAAAAUGUACAAUAUCCUCUUCAAAGUUGCCUGGAUAAAACAAUCAAAGGAUACCUUCGACCAUAUGAAGAGUGGUCGUGAAUUGUUCCGAGAAACGCUGCGAACGCGAAAUCGCCUUUUUCAUCGACUACUCAGGAGGCACGGAGAGAUUGCAUCUACUCGCAACCUUAAUAACCCUUUAGAUAUCAACCCGUCACGGAGGAGCAACCAACCAGACGACGAUGAGGUAUUGCCCAAACCGGCCCACGAAUACCGACUCGCUCCUCUUUUCCCAUCCAUCACCUGCCCCGGAGAUUACUGGGAUCUAUACAACACCGUCAAAUCGCUCAACAUAAAGGUCGCUCGAGAACUCUUGUACAUCCAACGAUGGAUUCGACUAAUCCUGACGCGGCGAAAAUGGCGCGGGACGAAAGAGCAGUGGGAAAGACUAGGCGUUCCCAAUUUCAUAGAGGAAUGGAAGGAAUUUUUGCCCUACCAGGUCUUUUACCAUACAAAGACCGGCGUAGUGGAAUUUGACCCUUCUAGCUUCUGGCCCGAAGGCCAUCGAUGGGAUCUUGCAAGUUUCAUGCUCCCACUUUGGGAUGCGGAGAAUCGAUUGCUUAGCAAGUCAGAGCAAGAAACAUUCUUAGAUGUAGCACCAGAGCUCACUACAGAUGACGAUGCACCGGGCAUUAUGACGGGGAGAUCGUAA